CCUAACUUGCCAAUUUCCUGUGACGUUUCGAAUGACACGUGUAUUCAAGAUGGCGGCGGCGAUGGAGACGUGGGGGCUUCUGCUGCUGACCUUGCUACCCCUAGCCGGGUCUUUCUAUGUGCCUGGAGUUGCUCCUAUGAACUUUCACCAGAACAGUCCUGUAGAUAUUAAGGCUGUGAAGCUGACCAGCUCCCGCACCCAGCUGCCCUAUGAGUAUUACUCCCUCCCUUUCUGCCGGCCAGAAAAGGUGGUCUACAAAGGAGAAAAUCUCGGGGAGGUCCUGCGUGGAGACCGCAUCGUGAACACGCCCUACUCGGUGCUCAUGAACCAUGACCGCAAGUGUGAGCUGGUAUGUGGCAAGCCAGACCUGCCGUCGAAGAUGACUGUGGAGGAGAGCAAGCUGGUGGCCGAGCGGAUUCAGGAGGAGUACUACGUCCACCUGAUUGCAGAUAACCUGCCGGUAGCCACCCGUCUGGAGUACUACCCUAACCGAGAGGCAGGGGGAGAGGAGGAGAAGAAAGACCUGGUGAAAGAUGUUCAGUUUGAGCAUGGCUACAGACUGGGAUUCACAGAGAAUAACAAGUUCUACUUGCACAACCACCUCUCCUUCAUCCUGUACUACCACAGAGAGAAGGUGGAGGGAGAGGAGGAGGACAACUUCAGAGUAGUGCGCUUUGAGGUGGUCCCUCAGAGUGUUAGGACAGAUGACCUGAAGGCAGAUGACAAGGGAACAUGUGUCCUUCCUGAAGCCAGUGGCUCGGUCCCUCAGGAGAUUGACCCAGCCAAGGAGAACAGCAUCCUGUUCACCUACUCCGUGCACUGGGAGGAGAGCGAGGUGAAAUGGGCUUCCCGCUGGGACACCUACCUCACCAUGAGCGACGUGCAGAUCCACUGGUUCUCCAUAGUCAACUCUGUGGUGGUGGUCUUCUUCCUGUCAGGCAUCCUGAGCAUGAUCAUCAUCAGGACCCUGAGGAAGGACAUCGCAAACUACAACAGGGAGGAUGACAUUGAGGACACCAUGGAGGAGUCAGGCUGGAAGAAUGUCCAUGGCGAUGUGUUCCGCCCACCUCAGUAUCCCAUGAUCCUCAGCUCUCUGCUGGGGUCUGGCAUCCAGCUUUUCUGCAUGAUCCUUAUUGUGAUCUUUGUGGCCAUGCUGGGAAUGCUGUCUCCCUCCAGCCGAGGCGCUUUGAUGACCACAGCCUGUUUCCUCUUUAUGUUCAUGGGGUUGUUUGGUGGAUACUUUGCUGGCAGACUUUACCGCACACUGAAGGGCCACCGGUGGAGGAAGGGAGCAUUCUGUACGGCCACUCUCUACCCUGGUGUGGUUUUCAGUAUCUGCUUUGUGCUAAAUUGCUUUAUCUGGGGAGAGCACUCUUCAGGAGCGGUGCCCUUCACAACCAUGCUGGCUCUGCUAUGCAUGUGGUUCGGCAUCUCCAUGCCGCUUGUCUACCUGGGCUACUACUUCGGCUUCCGCAAGCAGCCCUAUGAUAACCCGGUGCGCACCAAUCAGAUCCCGCGACAGGUGCCCGAGCAGCGCUGGUACAUGAACAAGUUUGUAGGGAUCCUGAUGGCCGGAAUCCUACCGUUUGGGGCCAUGUUCAUCGAGCUGUUCUUCAUCUUCAGUGCCAUUUGGGAGAACCAGUUUUAUUACCUGUUUGGGUUCCUCUUCCUGGUCUUCAUCAUCCUGGUGGUGUCCUGCUCACAGAUCAGUAUAGUCAUGGUCUACUUUCAACUGUGUGCUGAGGACUAUCGAUGGUGGUGGAGGACCUUUCUGGUGUCAGGAGGCUCUGCCUUCUAUGUGCUGGUCUACGCCGUCUUUUACUUUGUGAAUAAGCUGGACAUAGUGGAGUUCAUUCCCUCCCUGCUGUAUUUCGGCUACACCGCCCUGAUGGUGUUGUCCUUCUGGCUGCUAACAGGCACAAUCGGUUUCUACGCUGCAUACAUGUUCAUCCGCAAGAUCUACGCCGCCGUCAAGAUUGAUUGAGCUGCUGCUUCUUUUACACUCACCCUUGGUUUGGUUACAAAAUUUUUUUUUUUUUUUGUUUUUUUUUUUUGUUCUUGUUUUGGUCCAUUUUUAUUUUAAAACACUGAUUACUUUUUUGUUUAUUUUGUUGUUAAUCGAGCACUGAUGUGUACACAGACAGAGCACGAGAAGAAUUUUUGAGAAACGUCUCCUCCUGUAGUUCGGAGCAGAGAACAGACAGGUGGAUUGUGCACAAGUUUCAGAAAUCCUGACUGUCUGUCUCCCUGUGUCUAUCUGUCUUUCUCACUGGCCUGCUCCCAGUCUCCUCCCCUUUGGCAAAGAGAAAACGUUUAUUUGGCUGGACUGUUUGUUUGUUUUUUUUGUUCCCAACUUUUUGUUUUGUUUGUAUUUGAUUUAUUUCAAUCUUGUCUCUACAUUGACACAUAUCAUGGGCCAAAGUGUGUAAAUCGACUCCGACUGUCUUGAUAGUUUUUUUUAAAAAAUUAUUAUUAUUAUUAUUCGUUGGCUCGGAAGAGGCAUGGACUCAAGGGUUUGGGGGAUUUCUUGGGGGUUGGGCAUAUUGUAUAAUUUUACAAAUGCAUUAUUUGUUUGUUUUUUAAAAUAUAUCUAUUUAAUUUGUACCUUUGCUAUAUGGCAGUUGGCCCGUGGUCAUGCUGAGAGUCUGCUGUUGUCGAUGUCAAUGAAAAUGAAGGGUUGGUAGAUGAUGAUGAUGAUGAUGACGAUGAUGAUGACGACGACGACGAUGAUGCAGCAUUAAUGGACCUGAAUACGGGGAUAUGCGUGUUUGUGUGUUUUCACCAUGGCCUCCAUGGCAUUACUACUCUUAAUAAUGUCACAGUUGCAGUUUCAAAUGAUCCAGCUCUUGAAAGUAGAGCGUGUGUGGGUGGGUAGGGGUUAGAGGGGUGUGUGGGUGGUAGACCAUACGUUAUAAGACAUGUUGGUUGGACCUGUUUCCACUAUCCACUGUUAUUGAUAUGUGAAGAUUAACAUACCACAGUUAUGGACAGCAGAACAGAGGUGCUGGACAGUGACACCCAGUGCCAUGUUUGUGUUAAAUACUUUUGUCUUUAAGAAUUUAGAAAUACCUGUUUGUCAUAAAAACAUACAAACAUACAUUUAUUAUACAGCUCAAACAUUCUGUUGAUAUUUCAUUGGAAAAUGCUACACACACACACACACAGAGAUCAUGUAUAUGCUUGGGUUAAGGUUCUUUUAUAAAGACCUAAAUAAACCUGUGGGAUGUGA
Alosa sapidissima (American shad) is the source of this 3229-nucleotide messenger RNA. It is a transcript of the gene tm9sf4, whose product is annotated as transmembrane 9 superfamily protein member 4. Lineage: Eukaryota; Metazoa; Chordata; Actinopteri; Clupeiformes; Clupeidae. Gene Ontology annotation, biological process: protein localization to membrane. Bases 32 to 1984 code for a protein of 650 amino acids. Gene Ontology annotation, cellular component: membrane. The record is from RefSeq and is a predicted model, not a curated record. The transcript is spliced from 18 exons.